AUAAUAAAUCCCUUUAAAAAAAAUCCACAGCCCAUUGCAAUCAAUCACAACCCAACCGAGAUGGAAAAAAGACGCGCUUCUCUCUCCUUCGCCUCCUCCUCGUAAUUAAUAGCGGGGCAGGCAUGGCAGCUCCUCCUCCUCCUCCUCACCCACCGCCGCCGCCCUGCCCGCUCGGGCUCCUCCGCCUCAUGGGCCGCGGCCGCUGCUGCUGCCGCCGCCGCCGCCGCCCGCCUUCCCCAGCCGCCCCGCCACCUCCUCCACCGCCGCCGCCGCCGCCGCCUCGCUCGGGCCUCCUCCUGGCCGCCGCCCUCGUCGUCCUCUCCAGCGGCUCCGGCGGCCGCCCCCUCCUCCUGCUGCAGGCGGCCCCUCCCCGGCAGCCGCCUCCGCGCAAAAUGGCGGCCGGAGCCGGGCCCGUCGGAAGCGGCGGGGGCUGCGGCAGCCUCUCCUCCAACGCAUCGGCGCCGUCGCCCCCUCAGGCCGGCAACGGGCCGCCCCCGCAGCCCUCGCCGCUCCCCGCUUCGCCUGCGGCCGCGCCGCCACCGCCCUCCUCCUGCUCCAACAGCGGCGACGGGCCUCUGCUGCUGCUCUCGCCGCCUCAGGCAGCGCUGCCGUCCCCGCCUCUCGCCGUUGCUUCGCCUCAGGCCUCCUCCUCCUCCUCCGGGCCUACGCAUAACCACGGAGCGGGAGGAAGGGGCAGCACCAACCCGCUGCCGGUGGCGGCCAGCGGGGCGGGGGCGGGGGCGGCGGCGGCUGCUGCUGCUUCGCCUUCGUGCCCGGCCUCUUCUUCGCCUUCGCCGCCGCCGCCCGGGCCGCGAGAGCCGGCCUACAACUGGCAGGCGACGAAGCCAACGGUGCAGGAGCGCUUCUCCUUUCUGUUCAACAACGAGGUGCUCAGCGACGUCCACUUCUUGGUGGGCAAAGGCCGCGCCGGCGCCCAGCGCAUCCCCGCCCACAGGUUUGUGCUGGCUGUGGGCAGCGCGGUCUUUGAUGCAAUGUUCAAUGGCGGGAUGGCUACAACCUCCACGGAGAUAGAAUUACCUGAUGUAGAGCCUGCUGCUUUCUUAGCUUUGCUGAAGUUUCUUUAUUCAGAUGAAGUUCAGAUUGGGCCAGAGACUGUGAUGACGACUCUUUACACUGCAAAAAAAUACGCAGUCCCUGCCCUUGAGGCUCACUGUGUAGAGUUUCUGAAGAAAAAUCUCAGAGCAGAUAAUGCCUUCAUGCUUUUAACCCAGGCAAGACUCUUCGAUGAGCCCCAGUUGGCCAGCCUUUGCUUGGAAAACAUAGAUAAAAACACCUCGGAUGCCAUCAAUGCGGAAGGCUUCACUGAUAUUGACCUGGACACCUUGGUGGCAGUUUUGGAGCGAGACAGCCUUGGCAUCCGGGAGGUGCGCCUCUUCAACGCAGUGGUCAGGUGGUCAGAGGCUGAGUGCCAGCGGCAACAGUUGCAGGUGAUACCAGAGAACAAGCGGAAAGCUUUGGGCAAAGCUCUUUCCCUCAUUCGCUUCCCUUUGAUGACAAUCGAGGAAUUUGCUGCAGGGCCAGCUCAGUCAGGGAUCCUCACGGACCGGGAGGUGGUUAGCCUGUUCCUUCAUUUCACCGUCAACCCCAAACCCCGGGUAGAGUUCAUCGACCGCCCUCGCUGCUGCCUGAGAGGGAAGGAAUGCAGCAUCAACCGUUUUCAGCAGGUGGAAAGCCGCUGGGGGUACAGUGGGACCAGCGACCGGAUCAGGUUCUCCGUCAACAAGCGGAUAUUUAUAGUUGGAUUUGGGUUGUAUGGCUCGAUCCAUGGCCCCACAGAUUACCAAGUAAAUAUACAGAUAAUUCACACAGACAGCAACACCAUCCUGGGCCAAAACGACACUGGAUUUAGCUGCGACGGAUCCUCCAAUACUUUCCGGGUGAUGUUUAAGGAGCCCGUGGAGAUCCUGCCCACUGUCAGCUACACAGCCUGUGCCACGCUGAAGGGACCGGACUCUCACUAUGGAACCAAAGGAUUGCGGAAGGUGGUCCACGAGUCACCAACCACGGGGACAAAGACCUGUUUUACUUUCUGCUAUGCUGCCGGCAACAACAACGGCACCUCGGUGGAAGAUGGACAGAUCCCAGAGAUCAUCUUCUACACAUAGCAGGCGCUGCUGGAAAUUCUGCCAUCGGGCAGGCUCGGCGCUCCCUUCCCGCCCACCCCCCACCCCCACCUGAGACCGCCAGCUUGUUCUGCCACAGUGAAAGGAUGGGCUCCCCCUUUGGCAGACCCGGGAUUGGGCAAGCACUCCCAGAUCGCACGUCCUCUACAUCUAGAUGCAUGUCGGCCUUGCUGGACUGAGGCUGGCAAUCUCUCCUGUUUGUGUUGGCAAUCUGGCUGGGUGAAUUCCUUGCACUGAAUGUAGCUGCUUUUACAUCUAGUCACUCUCCUGGAGGAAACCUAACCCUCAUGCGAAGUGAGCCCCCCCCCCCCAACCACCACCACCAAAGAGAUUUCCCCCUCCCCACGUUUCUGGCAGGCAGGCAGGCGGGUGACUAAGGCGUCUUAGAUGGUGGUAUAUCAGCGGAGCAGUAGGGCUUUGUUCCUGUUGCCCUUGUCCCCUUCCAGUUGUGUAGCAGGACAAAUGACUUGUUCUCUUUGGGGUAAUUGUAUACACAGCCUGAAGGUGGUGGGGGGGGGGUGUUGAGCCUUUUGCAUGGCAAGCAGCAUUUCAAGACAAUCCUUGACCCUGAGAAAAUAACAGAGCUAAAACAAGCUGAUCAACUGACCUCCCAGUUCAGUGUUUCUCAAACGGGGCCCUUUUAAGAGGUUUGGACUUCAAUUCUGGGAGUCGAAGUCCAAACCUCUUAAAAGGGCCCUGUUUGAGAAACACUUGCAGUGUGUGAGUGUGUGUGUGUGUGUUUGCUGGCUUUCAAGGGAAAGUAAAGUGUGAAUUUACUUUAGUGACCUGAUCUGACCCGAUAUGUCAGAUUAGGACCCUGAUCAUAUCCAGAAUGCAGAUGAUAAAGGCAGCCCUGCUCAGUGAGGAUAAUGCAGAUUUAUUAGGGAGGCUAAUAUACUUGGAGGAUGAUAUCAGGAAAGGCUGCCUUAAGGUCCACUUGAGACAACUUUUUCUACUUGUGUGAGGUUGCUGAAGAGUCAGCAGCAGAUUGUGGGUCUCCCUCAGAACAGCCUUGGCCACGAGCAGUUUGCAACCCUGUGUACUUGAUUGUUGUAAUUAAGAGAUGCAUCUAAAUUUCUGGCCUUUUAUCCUCAGAAAGUUUCUGCUGCUGCUAAUAUAGUGCAACUUAACAAUGCAUUUUCGAUUCUUGUUACCCUAGUGACAGGCUGGUGCUGUGGUUAGUUUGUGUUUGUAUGCGUGUGUGUAUUUCCCCUUAAAACAGGGAGAAACCUCCCCGUCUCUUAAGCCAUUUUUUGCAGAAAUCUAAUUCAGAGAGAGAUUUCAGGAAUUUUUUCAGGAGGAAAAAUGCCUUUUUACGUUCAUGAAUUCUUAAAAGCUAGAAUAUGGUUCUUUUGGGGCGGGCAGAAAAGGCAUGUUACCAUUGUUCAGAUGCAUUUAGGAUGCCUCUAGGCAACACCAGCUGCGCUUCGACUGAGCGUAACUUGGACUAACUGUACGUGGCAGUCCCUGACUAAAAAGGGACUUUUAAGGUUCUUGGCCAGGUGUUGCUUUAUUUACUAGUGCUUGGUUCCUCUUCCUAUUAGUAAGUCACAGCUGUCAGUGUGCUAUUGAUGCUACUUUUCUACAUCAGUUCCUUUGGGAAAAUUGCAAUACGAAGCAAGCAACCCUAGAAAGUAUUUGAGGGCGCUAUUCAGAUAAGCGUCCCUCCUCAUCCUAAAAAUAUGACGGGGUUGGGUACUGGGUCAGCUUUUUAUUCUGGUGGGAGGGCAAACUAAAUCCUGGUGUGAUGAUCUACAAAUCGAUUUAUCCAUUGUUAUGGCAAAAUUAUCCACAUCCAUGAUUGUUUUGGUCAAGGAUUUGGUGUGAUUCUUUGCACCCAAACUUGUAUACAUGCCCUUCUCCAGAGUAAAUAAUGAAUAGGCAAGAAAGCAGUUCAAUUAUCUGAGAAACAGUUCCUCAUGCUAAAUAUUUGUGCAGUUUCUCUAUGAUAGAAACAUGCGUUGUGGUACGUUUUGUUUCUCAGUGGAAAUGCACUGACUUGCUUUCUCCAACCUGGUGCAUUCUUGAGGUGCUGCGCUGCAACUUCCAUCUGGCCAUUACUUUGGGAAUCCUGCUUUCAAAUAUGACCCCUUGAAUUUUUCCUGAUGGCAUUAAGACCCUGUUUGGUUUCACCAAAGUUGAGUCCAUUUUCCUUUGAUUCUAACAGAGUAUUUGACCAUAAAGUCUUCAACUGGGACAGAAUCUUUAAUCAGGAAAAAAAAAGGGUUACCCUGGAUUGUUCGUUUGUUUGCCACUGUCAGUAGGUGUGUUUUCCUUUGAAACUACUUGUCUGGAAAUAGAGAUUAUUCCACAGAGGUCCUUGAGCCUUAUGUCACGCGAAUCUGUUUUUGAAUCUCCUUUGUAUAUUGUUAAUCACUGUAUACUGUGUGUACAUUUCUAUUCCGGCCAGUAUAUAGAAUGGAAUCAUUCUCCAGUUACUAGCUCUCCAUCAGCAGACAGUAGAGAAAAUAUGCACAUCAGUGAUUUUGGUCAAGAGCCUUAUUCAAUAUCCACACAUUAGUUCAUAGGGCUCUAAAUUUUUUAGCUUUCUUUCCUGUGGGGAUUCUCAACAGCCCCUUAUCUUCUCCUGCACUACUGGUUCAUUUUUCAGAAAACUGUUUUUCAGCAAUGUGCUAAUCUGUUUUUCUGUAGAUGAAAAAUAAUCAUUGAAUACGGUUCUAAAAAGGCCUACUUAAAAAUAGUUUUGAGGUAGUUUGCAACUCUUGACAGCAGGCUACUUUAAGUUGGAUGGUUGAAAGCACUUCAGUCAUCCUUUGGAAUCACUUUGGUGGGAGUGUAAGUCUCCGAUUGUUGUAUAAAAUUUGUUUAUUAAAAUGUCACCAACUGAAGGGAAAGUUCAGUUGAAGUUCUUGGAGCCUGAUGCACAUUCUAGCAUUUGCAAAUUACUCUUGCAAAUUAAUCUUGGCCAAGAGUAAACUUCCAAUAGUGUCACCGACUGCUCAUGCGAUGCUAUACAAUAACUGUAUCAGAAACUAUUAUUCAGCAUUUCACCACCUCUCCUUCCUUUCUGUUUGUAAAUAGCAAGUGAAUAAAGGCAGCAGAGUUGUCCUUAAGUAUUUGUGUGUGUGUAUGUAUGUGUAUGAGACACGAGAGAACGGGCACCCACAGCCAAUAGUUUAAAUUGUAGUUUGAAUAUGGUUUGAGUGUAGGAGAGACCUGUUUUGAUGAAGCAUUGGCCACCUGCAACAGAAAAGCUGUGGCAGUUAGACAGCAUCGGCAUAAUGGACCAAGUAUCAGACACAGAAUCUAACAGCUGCUUCUGUUCUUGAAACUAUUUUUGGAUCAGUAGGUUGGAAUCCAGACAUCUGCUUAUCUACUUCUGUGAAGCUGAACCAUCAGUUUGUUUUGAUGCCCAGAUUUUCUUGAGUUUGUAAGUUAGGUAGGAAAUCUCUUUAGAUGAGGGCUCAUUGUAGGCGGUUACUGGGUUUCCCUAGUUUGAGUUCAGGAGGGUCAUUUUUGACAAGGAAUGUUGGCAAGGAGAGCUGCAUCCUCUGGCACAUAGACGUAUGUUUGACAAUACUCUUGCCAAAGAGUAACAAGAGUGUUGGAGCAGAAACAGCUGGCAACUGGGUCAAAUGCUCUUGCCGUUUCAUUUGGGAAGAAAAGGCAUGAAACGUGUGAAGAAGGCUCCUAUCAGAAGGAUGCAUCAUCUCUGCUAGUAUGUUCUGGAACAUGGUCGCCUAGACCAAAAUGAGAUUGUCAUUAUCAUGCAAGCCAUCAUGUUGCGGGAUAAGGUGGUUUAUUUGCUUGUGAACCGGGCAAGUGGGGGGGGGGGGGUUGUGGAAAAGCUAAGUUUAGGGUGAAACAUUUGGACGAGUCCCAACUUGGAUGUGACAUACCAUGGUUAUUCAUGAGUGGGUGGAUUGUACAUUUGUUGGUAGUGAGUAAAGAGAAAGGAACUGAAUCUUUUUUAAGUGCUGGGAAUGAGGGAGAAAAGGAGGAUGCUCAUCUCAUGCUCAGAGAUUUCUGGGAUGCAUCCAUUUAAGGAAAACGGAGAGCACCAUUUCACAACUUCAGCACCUUUAAGAUGGGUGUGGAAUUCUGGGAUUUGGAGUCCUCCCAUCUUAAGGGCACAGAGGUUGAAAAAGACUGUUCUACACACUAGAUGCUUUCUCUCUGCACCACUGCAGGCAGUCCUUGGCUUUCAGUUACAUUGCAACUCUUUGAAGUUACAAUGGACUUACCUGGGAGGGGAGGGGUAACCAAUGACCAAGAUCAGAUGAUCAUUUCCACCCCUUGGUCAUGUGACUGCACUUCAGGCGCUUGGCAACUUAGCCCAACAUUUACAGUUGUUUGCAGCAUUCUAGGGGUUCUCUUAAAGACUGCCACAUUCAUUAAGGACCACCCCAAAAUGCUUCAUAAAAUUGGUUCAAUCACAAGAUAAACCUGCUUCAUGACUAUGGCAGGCUCCAUUACGGUCGUAACUUGAGGACUACCUGUACAGCACCAUUUACUUUUCCAAAAGAAGUCACUGAAAAUUAUUUCCACUUCAAGACAAAACAUCUCUAAACCAAAACGCGAGGAAACAUUUUUGCAGAAUUUAUUUUUUAAGGUUUUUUUUAAAAUUUUUAGUUUUUCAGGUUUUUUUUUUCCUGUUUUUAUUUUAUUUUUUUAAAAAGCCCUAACUUCUAUGGCUUCAAAGAAGCUUCAAGAGAAACUUAUACACCAUAACCUGUGUACACUUUUUUUUUAAAGCAGUAACUAAAUUUGCAAUGCCACAAUCUCUCUUCUGCUUUGGAGCUACACCAGUACAAAUCUCAUUUCUAUUCAGACUUGAAAUUACCUUUUUCUUUUGUUACAUAAUUAAAAAACAAAACAACCACACAAUUAAGUCUGCAAAAUUCAUUUUGAUGCAAAUCAGACAACAUGGGCCAAAACAUACACCUGAUAAGACCAGAGAGCUUGGAAGGCCAACUACAACCCUCAUUGAUUUUUUUGUUUUCUAUCAUUUGAGUUGUCCCUUAAAACUUUUGUCACAUUCAAAAAGAAAAAAAAGAAAAAAAA
Pseudonaja textilis is the source of this 7169-nucleotide messenger RNA. It is a transcript of the gene BTBD2, whose product is annotated as BTB domain containing 2. Gene Ontology annotation, molecular function: protein binding. The record is from RefSeq and is a predicted model, not a curated record. Gene Ontology annotation, cellular component: P-body; cytosol. Gene Ontology annotation, biological process: neurogenesis. NCBI's taxonomy places the organism in Eukaryota, Metazoa, Chordata, Lepidosauria, Squamata, Elapidae.